CACCUCCCCUCCGGGCCAAGAGCAGCCUCGCACGGCGGGAAACGGCCGGAGGGGCUAAGGGGGAGGCAGUUCCUGCCGACACCGACUCACUUCAACUCGCCGCCACAGCCCCGCGCUGCCGCCGUCGGAGCCUGAGUGGCGUGCCGUUAGGGCGGGGCCGGAGGCGGCCGCGCACGCCGCAGGUCCGCCCCCCUUCCCUCCGCGACACACCGAGGAGACGCGGAUAGGACGGGUGGGAGCGUAGCGGGCAGCGGAGGCGGUAGGAAAUUUCUUGUGUGCUGCUAACUUACAGGAUACAGUUCUCAAGUCUGGAAUAAUUUUUUGAGCAAGAAGACUUUAAUUACCUCAGUGCUCCAAGAUACAAAGUAUUCAGAGUAACCCGGAAGAUCUUUGAAGUCACUAAAAGUCUGAUAAUUGAGAGCCAUAAUGGGGGACACAGGAGAUGGACCACAUUUGGGGGAAGAUCGCACAGAUGCAAAAUCUAUUCCUGGUUCCAAAGGAAAGAACCUGCCUGCUAGCAAGUCUAUGGACACUGGAAUUCUGCCAGACUACAGUUACAGAAUGGAUUAUCCAGAGAUGGGGGAAUGUGUCAUAAUCAACAAUAAGAAUUUCCACAGGCACACCGGGAUGUUACCCCGUUCGGGUACAGAUGCAGAUGCCGCAAGUGUCAGAGAAGUUUUUAUGAAGUUGGGAUAUAAAAUAAAGAUCAACAAUGACCUUUCAUGCGAGGGCAUCUUUAAACUGUUGAAAAAUGUUUCUGAGGAAGAUCACAGCAAGAGGAGCAGUUUUGUUUGCGUGCUACUAAGCCAUGGUGAUGAAGGAUUAAUCUAUGGCACAGAUGGCCCUCUUGAACUCAAAGCGCUAACGAGCCUUUUCAGAGGGGACAAGUGCAGAAGUUUAGCAGGAAAACCCAAGCUCUUUUUCAUUCAGGCUUGUAGAGGGACAGAAUUAGAUUCUGGUAUUGAGGCAGACAGUGGAUCAGAAGAAACAAUGUGUCAGAAAAUACCUGUAGAAGCAGACUUUUUGUAUGCAUAUUCUACAGCUCCAGGUUAUUACUCCUGGAGGAAUUCAGCUGAAGGCUCCUGGUUUAUUCAGUCACUGUGUAAAAUGCUGAAGGAACACGCAAGGAAACUUGAACUCAUGCAGAUUUUAACACGUGUGAAUCGCAGAGUGGCUGAGUACGAGUCCUGCUCCACUCGGCAGGAUUUUAACGCAAAGAAACAGAUUCCCUGCAUUGUCUCUAUGCUCACCAAAGAAUUUUACUUCCCUUGCUAAAAGAAUUUCACCCUGUAAUUUUUCAGUUCAUGUUUUUAUCUGUAAUUUAUAUGCAAUGUUAGUAUGGAAUACCACUUCUAAAUCCGAGUUACUGUUCACUGCUGUGUGUGGAACAAUGAACUGUCUCAAAGUUGGAUGUGUGCAUUAUUAGAAGUAAAACAUGGUAUGGUUAUGAUAGAAAUGCAAACUUGAGUAGCUGAAACACAAGCAAAUUUGAGAGUAGUGCUCUGUAUCUUGCAAAAUUAGGAAGAGGAGACUGAAAAUCAGGUCACUUAUAUCUAUUUGGUGCUAUAUUUCACUUUGCUGAAGGGGCAGAGAAAUGAAACAGUUCUUGUAAAUAGUUUAGUUUCAUAUCCUUACCAAUAGCAAGAAGAUUCAGAAUGUGAUAUGUUUACCAAUGGUGGCAAUGUGAUGGUAAUGCCAUUGUACAUUUCUUCUUAGCUCAAGUCCUUAAAAUUUAGUUUGAUGGGGGGCUGAGGAAAAAAAAAUUAAUAAACUAACCUAAACUGUUUUAAUGUCUUAGGGCACAAUCUGGAAAAUGGGCAUUUCAUUUUUUACAUAGAAUUAGGAAGCAAUUAGGAAGCAUAGUUAGAAUACAGUCAAUUUUUCCCUGAUCAUUUUCUAACUUUUUGUAUGGAGUAUUACAUAAAGCAAUUGUAUCAACACGGUAGCUAUUUCAAAAUAAAUGUUGUAUUCUGACCUUGAAGCUGAGUGAUUAAGGGAGCAGCCUUCCAAAAUUCUUUUUUCUGCAGUUCCCUAAGGGGAGUAGUUGUUGGGGAAUAUUUUGGGGGGAUAAGAGUCAGUGCAAAAGAAAGUCUCCAUUCUGAAGAGUAUGCUUUCCUCUUUCUGGCCAUAAUUAAAGGUCAAUCUGUUCUGUGCCACGUUUAAUCUGUGUGAAAAACUAUAUUUGUGAUACUGGAGAAACUUCAUUCCUUAACUGUGGUUGUGGCAUUCUUUUCAAGGUCAGAAGAAGACAGAAUGAUAAAUGACUACAAGGUGCUGGGAAAAAAGACUUCAAAUUGUGUAGUGUAACCAAUGUUAACAAACUGAUGUCCACUUCCACAGACAUGUUUGGUUGGUUUUUUAACUUAAAUACUGUUUUGUAAGUUUUA
Messenger RNA from Colius striatus (speckled mousebird), 2387 nucleotides. It is a transcript of the gene CASP3, whose product is annotated as caspase 3. Gene Ontology annotation, biological process: apoptotic process; proteolysis; erythrocyte differentiation. Gene Ontology annotation, cellular component: cytoplasm. The coding region runs from base 427 to 1275 and encodes 282 amino acids. The transcript has 8 exons. Lineage: Eukaryota; Metazoa; Chordata; Aves; Coliiformes; Coliidae. The record is from RefSeq and is a predicted model, not a curated record.